Molecule: messenger RNA, 948 nt
Organism: Leptonychotes weddellii (Weddell seal)
Lineage: Eukaryota; Metazoa; Chordata; Mammalia; Carnivora; Phocidae
Product: olfactory receptor 5V1-like
Biological process (GO): G protein-coupled receptor signaling pathway
Cellular component (GO): membrane
Molecular function (GO): olfactory receptor activity; G protein-coupled receptor activity
Source: RefSeq, a predicted model, not a curated record
AUGGACAUUUACAAUCUUACCACUGUGACUCAGUUUAUCCUCAUAGGGCUCUCUGACCUCCCUGAGGUACGCUACCCUCUCUUUGUGGUCUUUGCCAUCAUCUAUCAAGUCACCUUGGUAGGAAAUGGGGCCAUUCUCUUGGCCAUUGGGACUGAGAAAAAGCUACACUCACCCAUGUAUUACUUUUUGGUCAAUUUAUCCCUCUUAGACAUUUUCUGCCCAUCAGCUACUGUCCCCAAGAUGCUGGAGAACCUCCUGACUGAGCAGCAAAGCAUUUCCUUCUUUGGAUGUGCUUUACAGCUUUUUUUCCUGGUGGCCCUGGUAGGGACUGAAGUCUUCCUUCUUGCUGUCAUGGCUUAUGACCGGUAUGUGGCCAUCUGCUUCCCCCUUCGUUACAUGCUCAUCAUGACCAAGGUUCAGUGUGUCCAGCUGACAGCUGGGACCUGGGCAGCAGGGUUUCUCAAUUCCCUCCUCCAUACAGUGUCCACAUUCCGCCUGUCUUUUUGCAAGUCCAACCGAGUUAACCAAUACUAUUGUGACAUCCCACCAGUGAUGGCCCUCUCAUGCUCAUCCACUUAUGUAGCUGAAAUGCUCGUUUUAGUGGUAGGAGGCAUACUGGGGAUCAGCGCCUUCCUGAUCACCUUUAUCUCUUAUAUCUACAUUAUAUCCACCAUUCUAAAGAUCCAGUCAGUGGAAGGGAAACACAAAGCCUUCUCCACAUGUGCUUCCCACCUCCUAGUGGUCUGUCUGUUCUAUGGCACAGCAAUAUUUACCUACAUUCGGCCUUCCUCCAGUCAACACUCUCCAGCCAGAGACAGACUCACCUCCAUGCUAUAUGGGGUUAUUACCCCAAUGUUAAACCCCAUGAUCUACAGCCUGAAAAACAUGGAGGUCAAAGAAGCACUUAAAAGGCUUCUAUGUCACAGAGCAUGUUUACAGCAAUUAUAA